AUGGUCCUGACAAAAUGUGAUACUACAAGCACUCGGCAGCGUGCACAAUACAACCUUACAGCUUUUCAAAAGCAGUGGAUUGAUCCCGAUACGGAACUUAAAUUCUACACUGCAUCGGUACCCAAAGGAGCGUAUAACUUUGGUGGAAACGCUUCCUUUAAUCAUGAGUAUACACUCAUUUUCUCGGAUGAAUUCAAUAAUUCGAAACGCACGUUUGAAGCUGGAUUUGAUGCCAAAUGGACAGCUGUGAAUGUUCGUGAUACUAGUAACAUGGGGCAGCACUAUUUUCUGCCUCAAGCUGUGCAAAUUGAUAAGGGUAAUCUUAUUAUCACAACGUCCAAACCCAAACAUCGCUACCGUGGUGCCAAGUACGUGAGUGGCAGUGCACAAACGUGGAACAAAUUCUGUUACACUGGUGGUUAUGUUGAAGUGCGAGCGAUCUUGCCUGGUAAGUGGGGUAUUCCCGGCACUUGGCCAGCUAUUUGGAUCAUGGGAAACAUUGGUCGUGCUGCUUUCCUCGACUCGCAAGAUGGUACGUGGCCAUGGUGUUUUGACGUCUGUGCUCCAUAUAUUGAAAAGAUUGAAAAGGUCAAGCAAAAGAUCAAUGCAUGUGGUAAUCUUACCAACAAACACGACAAGAAUUCAUAUCCGGAAAUGUAUGGAUUGAAUCCCUUUCAAGGUCGUGGUGCCACAGAAAUUGAUGUUAUUGAAGCUCAGAUUCGUGCACGGGAUGAGCCGGCGUAUAUUUCAACGUCGCUGCAGAUCCGUCCUAGUCUACUGGACGAUAUGCGUCCCGCGUCUGAGAACCUGCCGGGGCCGAACCAAUGGUACCAAGGUCUUAAGUUUGGUGAGUUCACGCGUAUCAACAGUGACUACUACGGUCAGUUAGGCCUCGAUUCGAUUUCUGCUCUGACACAACUUGAAUCCAAUGCAUUUAAGUCGUAUCAUAUUUAUCGCCUCGACUGGUCACCUGGUCCAGAAGGUUACAUUCGUUGGUGGAUGGACAAUUCUUUCUUGUUUGAGAUUCCUGGCUCCGCGCUAAACAAAUGGGUGGGCGGUGUCCCUCCCCGCCAGAUUCCGGUGGAGCCCAGUUAUCUCAUUCUGAGUACGGCUGUUUCCGAAAAAUUCUCACCACCGUGCUCUGGCCAGAUUUGCAACUCACUGUGGCCCUCAAACUUUACGAUCGAUUAUGUGCGUGUCUAUCAGGGCAACCCAAACCGGUACACAUCAGUGGGGUGCAACCCACAGGCAUACCCGACGUCUGAAUGGAUCUAUCAUAACCCAGUAAACUACGGUCUCCCGUGGUAUGUUCCACUACGCGUGGACAUCGGCCUAGUACAACUGUUUGCAGUGAUUAAUGCGUGUUUGGGCCUUUUCAUGGCAUUCCGCGGCUCGUCUCACCCGAAAACGAUGGCGGCAUACGCUAGCUCAUUGUGGCUUACUGCAUCAUCUUACGGAGCGCUCAGUGCCAUUGCUCCCCAUGAUCAUGUGUGGGUUCAGGCCACGCUUGCAUGUGUGUGUGGGAUAGUGCUUGGUGGUCUAUGCUCUUUGGUGUACCCGAUAUCGCUGGGCGCGAUGCUUGGUCUGUACGGUGGUGUAAUGGUAAGUCAAUUUGUGCCGCUGUUGUCUUCGCGCGUGAUUACUGCAGUGCUGGUAUGCAUUGGUAUCGCACUGGGAAGUACACCGCAGAUUGACACCAAGCACAUUGUGAUCGUAUCAACUUCGUGGCUUGGUAGUUUGGCGUUUUUAUUGUCAGUGUCGCUAUGGGUGAGCGAAGGUGAUAUUGCCGAGAAUGCGUGGGAGCUUGCUGGUUUCGUUUUCAACGGUGAAACUCGUGACCACGUCGGCUUCUGCACCGAGCAUUGCCUAGCGACGUAUGGUUUGCUUGUCAUCCUUAGUGUCAUUGCGACAUCCUAUGGGUACUAUAGCAUGCGCGGAGUGCUAUUGCGCAGUAACACGAUCGAAGCGCGCAAAGCAAAAUUUCCGCCAGUGUCUGCAAGUUCAGAUGCUCGCUCUUGGAAACUUGAUGAUGAUGAUGUAUCGGGAGUGGAAAAGAGCGUGGUGAACUUCUUUUCACCGUCCAGACUACCGCACAACAUGCAACAAUUCAGUACCAUCUUCCGCAUAGCUGUGAAUGUGCAACGCUCGUUUGGUUUUCAAUUGGAUAAUUUGCGCAACCAAACGGAGCACAUCGUGGUGCUACUUACGAACGCUACCCGUAAUAGUGGAAAUCCUUAUCGGAAGUUGCAUGAUUUGGUAUUCUCCAACUACAAAAAGUGGUGCUCAAAACUUACGAUUCAGCCGCUGCAUUGGAACGAGCAGCGGUCGCCUCAAGGCGGUCUCACCAGCGUGGACGAGAUCUCGGUGGAUUUGUGUCUGUUCUUCUUUAUUUGGGGUGAAGCGAGCAACUUGCGCCAUUCACCAGAAUAUUUGUGCUUCCUAUUUCACAAAAUGAAAGAAGAUUUUCCGUCGGUUCGUCACUCCGAACGUGAAACUGGAUACUUUUUGGACACAGUGGUGACACCCGUCUAUGGUUUGCUGAAGUCCGAAAUGGUAUCCAAGUAUGACCAUGAGGAUCGCCACAACUACGAUGAUUUUAACGAAUUGUUUUGGUCCAAGGGGUGUCUGAAUUAUGACUACAAGCAUGAAGAGGUCAUCGAUAUUACAUCACCUAGCCCCGCCGCAUUCUACCAGCAGAAAAAACAGAAACGCGAAGGUCUGAGUGGUCAGGGUGGCUUCAGCAGUCAGGCUGGGCUCAAUAAUCGUGCAAAAAGCGCUGCCUAUUUUAACAAGCGUAAAAGUAUUGCUGAGUGGUUUACGGAGUCUGCGAAGACGUUUGUGGAAAAGCGAUCGUGGCUAAUUCCACUGCGCGCUUUCUACCGUAUCUUCAACUUUCACGUGAUAUCGUUUCAUUUCUUGGCAGCGCUUGCAUUUGCAAAUGAGCAAGAAAUGAGCUUUACACACUCAUGCAAGAUUGUGUCAAGUACUUUGAUUACACCCUUUUUCUUGGAUCUUCUUCGUGAUGGCCUUGACAUUUUUGCGGUGUAUCAUGUGCACCAGAAGAUGUGUUCGUCAGCGCUUUGCGUCGUCCGUGUGCUUCUACAUCUGACGCUAGUGACAAUAUCAUCGAUGCUAUACUGGUACGCCUGGGCUUACGGUAAUUCAUGGUGGCAAUCAUUUUAUGUGGUGGUGGUGCUUUUGCAUGUUCCAGGUUUGCUCAACUGUGUUAUGCAAGUCAUGCCUGGUCUUACGAAUUGGACGCGGCACACAAAGUUUGUUCCCGUCGCGUUCAUUCGCGACAUUGUCAGCCCCAUAAACCGUUUGUACAUUGGCGACAACGUUUUGGACCCAGAAUCUUGGAGCGUAGGCUACCAGUUCUUCUGGGUAUCUCAGCUGUCUUGGAAAAUGUACUUUAGCUACAAGUUUGAAAUAUACCCGCUUGUGGUGCCAAGUUUCUUGCUGUAUGCCGAUCAUGUGGAGAACAAAGUGAGCAUGACUGCAACUAUGGUACUCAUCUUUCUUAACUGGAUACCGUUCUUUUUGGUUUACUGCGUGGAUAUCACGAUUUGGAAUUCGAUUUGGAUGGCCUUCACUGGUACAUUUGUGGGGUUUUCGUCACAUAUCGGUGAGAUUCGCAAUUUCAGCCGCGUCCGCUCAGCGUUCAGCCGUGCAGUGGAUGCGUUCAACGCCAAAGUGAUUUCUCAAAUUUCGCAGACUGGGCUUCAGAUUUUGGAGAGCACUGGAGUAUCGUAUGGUUCUACAGCCGUCGGUCACGAGGUGCUCGACCGUGUUGAAGGUAGCGCCGACCCGACAUCUCGAAUUUUAUCUCAACGACGUACUUCUGCGCAGGAUGACGAGACUCCUCUCCUAUCUUUCUCGCGCCGCAAACAGACGCCCCUGGAGCGGCAAGCGGUGCGCCGGCGCAAGUGGUUCUCGUUUUCUGUGGUUUGGGACACGAUCAUCGAUAGUAUGCGUGCAGACGAUUUGAUUUCGAACAAGGAGAAGGCUCUACUUCAAUUUCACCGUCUUAGUGGUUAUCAGCGAGAGAUUUACCUGCCUCAGUUCCAGUUAGCUGGUUGUUUUGAAACUUUUGCGUCGAACGUUCUUGAUAUUUAUUCGUCUAAUAACGGCAAUGUAUCGGAGCGUGCGCUGCAAGACAAAUUGCUGGAAAUUCUCAGCGAAAGCCCGAUGGUGGAAGAGGCAUUAGAAGAAAUCUGGGAGCUGACUAACUGGGUACUUAUCAAUGUACUCGGCCCAUGUCACGCGAAUGAUGUGAAGUAUAUCACGAGUGUACUUAAUUCGUGGGCAGCUCGUGGUGUAUUCCGUGCCCUCCAUCUCCAGAAGGUGGUAUCGUGUGGCCACGCUCUAGCGAGUUUGGUGUCUCUAUUGAAGUCGAAUAUCCGUAACUGGAAGAACAACGCUAAGGUCAUCCCAGUGCGCAAAGACCCCUCCGAUUACGUAUCGUACGAAUUUCCACAGCAGCCGAGUUCGUACCGCCCUGUAUCAUCCGGGCUCACAAAAUCUGCUAGUACAACAGGCCUGUCGUCUCUGGGCCUUGAACCUCCUCGUCGUAGUCGUGGUUCCGGUGUUGCUCGCAUUGCACGCAUGCAACAGCAAACGCACAAGCCCGCUAUCACCAACGGCAAGCCCGCGCACUCUAUUCCAAGCGCUCAUAUUAUGCAGAUUCGCGAGCGUGUACGUACAUUUCUAAACCUAGGAAAAGAGAUUCUGGCUCAUGUUCACGAACAAGAUCCGGUGUACGCUGACAGCAAGGGUAUUUCUGACCGACUGACAUGGAUUCUUACGCAAGAACGGGGUUUCAUGUGGGACGACAGUUAUACGGGUGAGCAAAUUACACUUACUGCGUUUGAAACCCAUGCGGAUGUGGUACUGUCACACCUGCACGGACUCCUGACCUUACAAAAGAUCGACGCUGAACCUCAGUCCUUUGAUGCGCGUCGCCGCUUGCUGUUCUUUGUGAACUCGCUGUUUAUGGACAUGCCAUUGGCUCCAUUGCUCGAAGAGAUGAAGUCAUGGAGUGUCAUGACACCGUUCUAUGCUGAGGAUGUUUUGUACUCCAGAAAGGAUCUUGAAAGCAAGCAAGACGGUCUCGAUGUACACACAUUACUAUUUCUUCAGACACUUUACAAGCGAGACUGGGAGAACUUUUUGGAGCGCGUGAAACCUAAGAAGAAUAUUUGGAAAAACCCGGACACAGCGAUUGAGUUGCGCAUGUGGGCCUCGCUCCGUGGCCAGACACUUUCGCGUACAGUUCAGGGUAUGAUGUAUGGCGAAGCAGCCAUACGAUUGCUUGCAGAGAUUGAGCAAGUUCCGCAGCAGAAGCUUGAGGACUUGGUCAACAUUAAGUUCACGUACGUUGUUGCGUGCCAAAUUUAUGGCCGUCAAAAGAAGAAUAACGAUCCAAAGGCGAAUGACAUCGAGUUUUUGCUGCAUCGGUUCCCGAAUCUUCGUGUCGCGUACAUUGAUGAGGUCCGCGUAAACUAUCAAAAGGAGCAAUCGUACUUUUCGGUGCUCAUCAAGGGUGGUGAAGAUCUUGGCACGGUGCAUGAAAUCUACCGGAUUUAUAAAUUUGAGGCUAAGUUGGCUCAAGGGGCUGCAGAGCAGUCGCUGUCUCGUGAUGUUUAUCGAAUUAGCCAGCGCCUUGACUUCUUCAAACUGCUCUCAUUUUAUUACAAUCACGUGGGCUUUUACUUGUCGACGUCGAUCAUCAUCUGGACGGUUUACUUUCUGCUUUACUGCAACCUAUUACGCUCGCUGCUUUCGUUGGAAGGUGUUGGAGGCCGUGAACCGGUGCUGCUGAGCACGUUGCAGGUUAUGCUGGGCUCAGUUGCUUUCUUCACAACUGCGCCGCUGCUGGCGACGAUUUCAGUCGAACGUGGUUUCAAGGCCGCAUGUAACGAGAUUAUCGUCCUUUUGGUGACUGGUGGCCCGCUGUACUUCUUGUUCCAUAUUGGUACCAAAUGGUUCUACUUUGGGCAGACGAUUCUUGCUGGUGGUGCGAAAUACCGUGCUACAGGCCGUGGUUUUGUGACAAAGCACUCUUCGUUUGAUGAGCUUUAUCGAUUCUACGCGAGCAGCCAUCUCUACGCUGCAGUUGAGAUUGCCAUCGGUCUUACGGUUUACUUCAUUUUCACGAUCGGCCACCAAUACUUUGCAAUGACGUGGUCGCUUUGGCUUGUGUUUCUGUCAUGGUACUGGUCGCCUUUCUGGUUUAACCCUCUGUCAUUCGAGUGGUCCGACGUGAUGGAAGAUUUUCGCUUGUGGUUCAAAUGGAUGCGCGGCGACGGUGGCAAUCCGAAUCAGUCGUGGGAGGCAUGGUUUAAGGAGGAAAAUGCUUACUUCUUAACCCUGCGUCCAUGGGCUAAGGCGUGCGUCACGAUCAAGGGUGGAUUAUUCGCGUUCAUCGCGCUUUCCAUAUCUUCGACUAGCGACCGAUACCACUCAAUCCUGACGGAGGCCACUUGGCUUCCAUUUGCUAUUUGCUGUUUGAUGGCUGCGGUGUACCUAAGUGCUGAAGCAAUCUUCGUGACCUCGUCUCGCUCAAAUGGCGAGAAUGGUCUUGUUCGCUUCCUGAAGCUCAUCUUGAUGCUUGUCCUAGUGUCUGGCCUCAUUCUUGCAUUUUGCUAUGUGGAUGGUAUGUGGCAAUGCUUACUAAGCAUGGGAUACCUCGCAGCGGCUGUUGGCUGCUGGGCGCUAGUUUUCAUUGGCACAAACUCGCGCUUUGUUGGCACUCUUUACUUCGUGCAUGAUGCCGUGCUGGGUCUCGUGUCUUUGACUGUCAUCAUGUUGCUAGCAGCAUUCUAUGUCCCUGGAAAGAUUCAGACGUGGCUGCUUUACAACAAUGCCUUGAGUCGUGGUGUAGUGAUUGAGGACAUCCUUCGAUCCAACUCGAGCAAUGACGACCGCGAUGAUGACUUAUCGGUGCAGCAGAUGCGCUCGAUUAUCGUCGAACAGCAAAGGUUCAUUAACGUGCUGACUGCCAGUGGUAGUGAGACGGAUAUCCGUGGUGCUGGUUCUGGAAAGAAGGAUGGCUUAAUGCACGCGAUGAGCGAUAACACACUCAACGCGGUGCUGAGGAAUAUGUCGGAAUCAGAGUUGAGUGCACUGCAGGAUUCGUCGAGCCGCCUGCAAGCCAUUAUGUCCGCGGAAGAGCGUAAGGUCGCGCAACAGAAGCAGCAGGAGAAAGAGCAAAGACUCGCAGAGGCAGGCAUGAAUCCAUCGCUGUCGCGUACGCGCCGAGCUUUUUCCACGAAUGAUUUUUCUGCCAUUCCGGCAAAUGCAGCGCCUUUUAACGUUCCGACGGGGCAGAACAACUCCACUACAUCCAACGUUGGUUCUACCACCGAUAACGAGCACAUGAAGACGCGUACGUAG
Messenger RNA from Peronospora belbahrii, 7395 nucleotides. The record is from the annotation of a GenBank genome assembly. NCBI's taxonomy places the organism in Eukaryota, Oomycota, Peronosporomycetes, Peronosporales, Peronosporaceae.